Molecule: messenger RNA, 2460 nt
Organism: Echinococcus granulosus
Lineage: Eukaryota; Metazoa; Platyhelminthes; Cestoda; Cyclophyllidea; Taeniidae
Product: Protein arginine N-methyltransferase
Exons: 15
Coding region: 1-2460 (819 amino acids)
Biological process (GO): peptidyl-arginine methylation
Molecular function (GO): protein-arginine N-methyltransferase activity; GTPase activator activity
Source: RefSeq, a predicted model, not a curated record
AUGGAUAAUAUGAAUUUCUGCGUUGAACGUGGCAAGGGAAGAGGCAGUUUGCUAAGAUUAAAUCAAAUGAAAGAUGUCAAAGUGUCAGACAACUUCGGAGAAAUUUUUUGGUCUUUGUCAUUUGGGAUAGCUUUCGCUGUUGUAUGCGUUGUGCAUAAGAUGCCUAUUGAUCUUAUCCUGAAUGCGGAUGGCAACAGCGUUUGUGCAGACUGCAAGUCCACGUGUGUUCUUGGUCUCUCCACAGACUAUUCCGUAUUCAUCUGUAAGGAGUGCACAGAGACUCACGUAAAACUGGGCGGCGGAUGGCGAUCAUUGGCCUCCCUAAGCUCCUCAACUGAAGCGGAACUGAAAAUUCUCCUCCCGGGCAAUGGCAAUCGCCAGGUCAACGAAGAGCUUGAGGCCGAACUUCCCACCUACUAUCGACGCCCUUGGCCUGGUCCUACCUGCCCAGCCUUCUUUCGUGAGGCCUUCGUGCACUGCAAGUACAUCGUACGGGCAUUCAGCAAGGGUGCUGGUGCCCAGGGUCUUCAAGUGGGUUUCUCCAACAGCACAAAGAGUGGCCAGUUGCUCAAAAAGUUACGCGAUGCAGCCCAAUUCGCUCCUCGCCUCUUUGAAAUCAAUUCUACUACGAAUACCUUUAAGUACUUUGUAAAGUUGACGGACACCGAGCCCAAAGAGUGUAUCGAUGUGGAGCGGUGCAACAUGACCUUUGUGGAUUGUGAGGCCUUUGGCGUGCCUCCCAACACAGCUCUUAUUCAAUUCGUACAGGAUCACUCAACCCGUCACAUCUUCGUUCGAAGUGAGGACAGUCAUGAGAUCCUCAAUUGGUACAAUACUCUGCGGCUGUGUAAGUACCAACGCUUGCGACUUCACCUCUCAGGAACAGGGCAAAAGGUUUCGAUGGAUGAGAUUGUCUCAUACUUGACCUCAGACCUUGGGAAAUUCGGCUGGCUGUUGAAGAGUGGUCCCGAUGCUAGCUACGCCUUCCGACGACGUUGGGUAAUGUUGACAAAGCGCUGGCUUCUUUACACUUCAACACCACAGUCGGCCUUUGCCAAGGGCGAGAUAUUCAUCGGAGCAUCAGGAGACGGCUAUUCGGUGCAGGGCAAGCCGCCUAAAUCUUGGAAGAAGGUGCCAACGGACUUUCCCAUCACGUUAAACACCCCCGAUCGCUCCUUUGUCUUCUGCGCUGCCUCGGAGGAGGAACGUGGUUAUUGGCUGAAUGCCAUCUCCGCCAUUAUUGAGCGCCCUGUCACUCUCCUUGAGGCCAAGGAGGCGGCUCCUGCGCUUACAAGGAAACGAUCAAAGAUUGACGACGACGACCAUGAAGCUUUGUCAAAGAACAAAGGCGCUAGCAGCACAUCAGACGAUGAAUUAUACUUCAGGUCAUAUUCCUUCACUGAUGUUCAUGCUCUCAUGCUGUCGGACAAAGUUCGCACAUUGACGUACCAACUCGCACUGACACGAGCCCGACGACGUCUGGAGGGUGGGGUGCUGUUGGACGUCGGCUGCGGCACGGGCAUCCUCUCAAUGUUCGGCGCCAAGGCUGGCGCCGCUCAUGUCUAUGCUCUCGAUGGUGUUGCCAAACUCUGCCACCUUGCUCGACAAAUUAUUGCUGAGAACAAUUUCUCCUCCCGCAUCACAGUAAUAAACAGCAAAGUGGAGGACGCACAACUUGGCGUUGAUCGUGUGGACGCCAUAGUGAGUGAGUGGAUGGGUCACGCGCUCCUCUACGAGAAUAUGCUGCCUUCGUUGCUCAGCGCUCGAGAUCGGUACCUCCUUCCACCUCACACCUCCACUGUUGAUUUGGCUAGUUGGCGUCGGGAACGCCUCUUUCCUUGUCGCGCCUCAAUCUUCAUUGCCGCUUUCUCGGCAGCUGCUGUGAAUGGAGACACUGGUGGUUAUGAUGAAGAGGAGCAGGAGCAGGAGGUGGAGGAGGAGGAUCCUGUUGAGAACGUAAAGCAGUGGGAGGAACUCUCCGAACUCUAUGGCGUGAAUCUGACAGGGGCGUUUGCGUCUGCGGUGCAGCAGGAUUUGGAGAGACGCGUCCACGUUGACAUGAUUGAUGCGAGGUGUGUCGUUACUACAACAUCGGAGGUAGCCACACUGGAUUUGGCGACCCUUUCACUUGAGGAAUUGUCUACUCACGGCGUGAAGGGCACCUUCGAGGUGAAAUCAAUGGGCACGGUCUCGGUCAGGGGCUUCGUCAUUUGGUUUUCCGUGCAGUUUCCACACGGCGAUGUGCUCUCUACUUCACCCUAUAAGGCUUCCACCCACUGGCAGCAGUCGUUGCUUUACCUGUCAGGACCGUUGCCACUUGAACAAGAUGAAGUGUUGAGUGGAGAGGUGCACUUCACCCACCCCGAGGACGCGCCUCGGGAUCUAAGCAUUUCUAUCGACUUUUCGGUGAACAAUUCGCACGAGACGCGUGUCAAGGCCAACUACCUCCUGUCAAGUUGA